UCUUCUCACCUAAAAUGUAGAGAUGUGUGCAGAUCCUGAAAUCGUCGCGCCAAAUCAGCAUGACGGUCCGGGCACCUCCGUCGGCGGCGACUUCGAUGAUCAACUCUACCGCCCCGCUGCACGGGUUCGGUCCCCCUCCGAGCGUGGUUGGCAGCACCAGCCGACUGGCAGCUGCCGUCGCCGAUCCGCUGGGGGGUCCCUCGCUUGUCGGUGUCGGCCCCGGAUCCACCGUCGGUUCGGUCGGAGGAGGCCCGGUCGGAGUUUACCCACCACCACCGAACCGGCAAACGUGCUCUUGGAUGGACCGCCAGGGGCGACCUGCUUCGCCACCGUACGAUUACGGUGGCCGUCGGCCGGAACGAAGGGAUCGAGUUCGGCGAGUUGACCUAGUGAUAGAACCCGGCCAAUCCCUCGGACUGAUGAUACGGGGUGGUGUGGAGUAUGGUUUGGGAAUUUUUAUCACCGGCGUCGACAAGGAUAGCGUUGCGGACCGGGCCGGACUGAUGGUCGGUGAUCAGAUCCUAGAGGUGAAUAAUCAAUCAUUCAUGGAUGUGACCCAUGACGAGGCUGUUAGUCAAUUCAAGUUCCACAAGCGGAUGUCGCUGCUGGUGCGGGACGUCGGAAAAGUGCCACACUCGUGUACCACCGUUGAGCCAGAACCGUGGGAUGCCUACAGUCCGACCGGAGCGAGAACCCGCCGGAAAUGUCCGGUGUCAGCGAUGGUGGAAGAAAAAGCCAGAUCCCUAUUACCUCGUCAUCAUUUUGCUAACCUAUCGUAUUAUAUAGCGGAAUAUGGUGCUAGAGGAAUGACCAUAGAGGCCUUCGUAUCUGUUUUAUUAGAAAUGUUAGAUACACCCGAAAAGCAUACUUUAGUGACAGAAAUAAGAGAAUUAAUUUUUCCUGAAGAUAGAACGCGGUACGACGAACUUGUAUAUAGGAGAGGGAGAGACAUUUACGGUGAUCCACUAGAUAGGCAUAGGAGAAAAGAUCAUUUACCUCAUUCGCAUGACCUACCGGAUUACAAUGAUCCGUCGCGACCUAGGAGAGGCAGUGAGACUCAGCUGUCGAGGGCAGAUUAUGACUCGGUUUCCGACACGGAUCAGGAGGUAAUCGAAGCAACCGGUAUGGCGAAGUCAACGGUGGCAGCGACGGCGGCAACAGGAACCUUCCCGGAUAUUCGCAAUCGCCCACCGGCACCGCUACCAUACCGCCCCCUCUCGGCCGGACCAAUUCUCCAUCAUCAUCCACCGUCAUCAUCAUCAUCAUCAUCGCGCCAUCUGGCGGAUCCAGGGCCCGGGAGGACGCCAAACCGGGGUGGUUUCGGUUACGGACUCACGGCGUCGUCACCCCCGGCCGGUGGUGUUCUGGGUUUGAACCCUCUGUAUCACCCGAACCGUCAGAAAAUUUCCUCGUCGUCUAGCGAUGUUGUCAAACAGUUGAAGAAUAAGGAUUACAAUGAUCCGUCGCGACCUAGGAGAGGCAGUGAGACUCAGCUGUCGAGGGCAGAUUAUGACUCGGACCAGGUAAGCGAACUGAAUCGUGCUUUGCGAAUGUUUUAUUUUCCGUUAUCUGUGUCAAUCAGCAUUGAUUUUCGUUGGUUCGAACUUAUAUUCCUAAGUUUAAAAUACACUUUUCUUACGUUUGAACGGUACCUGAAAACUACAUUUUCAAGAACCAUAUGCUUUCGGUGAAAGUCAAGGCGCAGGCUCAAGAUAGUCAGUAUAGGAAUGCUUAGGUUUCCUUCCUCCCUAUAGAGGAACACAAAAAGUCGAUGAUCCAUCGAGAAGGGUGCCAUUCGUUUUGUUACAAAGCUCAUGUAGAAAAGCCAGGAUAUCAAUUCAAUGUUUGCCCACAUUCUAGUAGUGAACAGUUGUUUAGAAUCCGUUGUUCAACAAUUUUUAAUAAAAAUUUUGUCGAGGCUAGAAAUAGAUAAUUUGUUUCGAUUUAACAGAUAGAUAAUUUUUCAGAUCAAUAGUGUUUUUAAAUUUUUGUCAAUGGAAUCAAUCGUAGAAUUUUUUGGUAGAUCCGUUUGAAAGUCAAUUAGAAAUCCCAAUUUUUAUGUUGUUCCCCUUUGAUUCGUGAUUAUUUCCGUUCGUUUGGUUGUUUAUUAUUUUAUCCCUGAAACUCAUAAUAAAACCAAUUUUAUCGGUGCUAUCCAUAUAUGCGUGUGUGUACGAACAUCUUCCAGGGGAGCUACUUAGAUGGAUUACGAUCACAUUUAGGUGGUUUAACGCAACGAGUCAAAUCUUGGUACUGGGGAAGACCUCUCGUAAGUGCAAUAUUUUGAAAAUUGUUUUCUUUACGUGCUACAAAUUCUCGAUUUUCAAUCACAAUGGAUAUUUUUCUCUUGUUUUCGUGACGAUUCCAAUUUUUUGCGUUCCGAAUCUAGUUUUGAUGUUUGUUUUAUCGAUGGAGUUUUUCCACGGUUAUUCUUUCCUUUUUAUUGCAAUUAAUCAACAAAGGUUCCGUUUGAUUCAACUUCGUUUCUAUUUUGAUUUUAAUUUCGUAAAAAAUAUGGAAAUAUUUUCAAGUAGCAUUUGACAUAAUAAUUUCUAAAGUCAGUACGUUCUGACUGAAUUCACCGAUUCCCGUGUUUUUUGGAAGCUAAAAACCUAGUUCGCACCAGUAAUGAUAUUGCGAAGCACGAACUGUGUCCAUUUUUAUAAGUAUGUAUUUUACCUCUCACCCUGAGCAAAGUAUUGCAAUCCGACCUUUUCAUUUGCUCCGUACCAUCUAGAGCUUCGAUUUACUAGUGCUUUCGUUUGUUUAGAAGUUCUUUCUCAACAGUGCAUUAGUUGGCUUUGUUAGAUCUUAGAUAGUUAUUUUCUCAACAAGUUCUCGAUGUUUUUGGCAUUCACUUUUACCUACCUAGCUUUCUAGCAGUGUCUAUUAUAGUUUGUUUUUAUUGAUUCCUAAUAGGUGUAGAUUAGAAACUGUGACUGCAUGAGUUCUGUCACCAAUAAAUCAAAAAGAAAAACAACUUCUCAAAACAUCAACAAAUCUGGCUCCCAUUGGUUGCGAAAUUGAAAUCACCCAAGAGAGAGGAUAGGAUUUAUCAACAUUAUCUUUCUACCAUUCCAUGUAUUCCAUAUAUUUAUACAAAUGGACACCUUUGAUUUCAUCCAUCCGAAUGAAACUGAUUUUCGAUUGUUUCUUUUCAUUUCUGAGAGUAUUUUAGUUUUCCGUUUUUUUCUUUGCACUAAGUAGCAUGAUGAUGAGGCACCUCUUUCUUAGUAUCGAAGAUCGAACCAAAAUGUCGUCCGCCAAAUAGGUGGAUCGUAAAACUAAAAAGUGUUCAUUUCUUCAUUUUGAAAGUAACAAAUUUAUUUAGCUCCUCUCUUUCGCGUGCUGUAUUACUUUUUUCUUUUUCUUUUCUCGACAUAUAUCUGGCUUUUUUUCUCUCUUGCUCUAGAUCAACUUUUAGAAUUUCUCGAGUUCACUGAUGCAUAUUUUUCAUCAUCGACAUGUUGUGCAGCAUCCUUCUCUUGAGGGUGACCAAUGAUCACAUAGCAUCAUUUGGGUGGCGAAGUCUGAAAAUCUAUGAACAUUGGUUCUAAAGUUUAAUUUCCCAGUUAUUUUAGCAAUCUAUUAGUACGAUGAUUAGGCCAUGUAAUGUCUUUGGAAACU
Topomyia yanbarensis is the source of this 3627-nucleotide messenger RNA. RefSeq names its product whirlin-like. The record is from RefSeq and is a predicted model, not a curated record. The transcript has 11 exons. Lineage: Eukaryota; Metazoa; Arthropoda; Insecta; Diptera; Culicidae. The coding region runs from base 60 to 1691 and encodes 543 amino acids. Gene Ontology annotation, molecular function: protein binding. Gene Ontology annotation, cellular component: stereocilium tip; plasma membrane; cilium.